This is a messenger RNA of Pseudo-nitzschia multistriata, 4165 nucleotides long. Lineage: Eukaryota; Bacillariophyta; Bacillariophyceae; Bacillariales; Bacillariaceae. The record is from the annotation of a GenBank genome assembly.
UUUGAGAAGGCAUCAAAUUCAUUUUUUGGGCCAGAAUGAAUUGAAAUUGGAAAUUGGAGGUCUAAGAGCGCAUCAAUGCAAAGACAGGUCUGAUUCAGCCUUUUCCUUGUGUGGUCGUAACAUGCAUCUAGUGCCUUAAUGUAGUCGUCUCAUGGUGUUUUGGGUUACUUUCAUAUUGCGGUGUUCACAGUGAACCCUGUGCCAAGAGGUAUCAAACUCAGAGACCCAUUUCCUCCCAUCCGUGGGGUUCUGCAAAAUCACCAUAAUAUGCUCGGAUCUCUUCGUUCGCAGCAAUGUCUCGCUUGGCAUAAAAUUUCAUAUUGCACCCAUACCAGGUCUUCGUUUCGUCAUCUCCUUCUUUCAACAAUCCUGUUUCAGUUCCUAGUUCCAUGUUACAUUGACGAUGCCAUGCCGGUGACGAGUUCACAAAGGAACCCUCGUCGAGAUCUACACAUGCUAUGAAUUCGUCCUCUUUUUCUGCCGACACCAUUCGGCUGAAUGCCCAAAUGAUAACAUCACACGCCAAGUCUGUUGGCAACUUGCUCAAGAAAGUUCGAUAUUCUUCUCCUGUUUGGAACUGGGCGUUAUUUGUACUUUCAUAUAUUAGGUCACCCCUCGCAAUCGGAACCUUUGUGAAGACACCUCUACCGACCUCUUCGCUAUAUUCGAUUUCCACUGGUAUUUGAAAUCCAUUUGAUUCAUAUGCCGGAGGAAUCGUAGAUCGUUCUGGACCGACAACUUCAUUAUAUACACGAUUAAAGGUCUUCCAAACAUCUUCUUUAUGAAUGUCUUUUGAUUCCCAACUGCAAUCGAGGAAUUCAGUAAUGUCAGCAAUGCCGCCUGUCUUCCAUACUGGAUUAAUGCAUGUGCUUUCUGCAGUAUUCUCAUCGUCUGUUUCGCACUCUUGGUCUUUUGGAAUUGAUUCUUGACUUUUUCCAACUGCCACUAACGUGGCAAACAAGAAAAAGGCUCUUCGCACGGAUGGAGAUUUCGUCAUGGUCUUUGGUUGCAGUGUCAUUUCUCGUUUCUUCUCUUCUAUGAAGGGGUGUUGUAUUCACGACGUACGAGUGAUACAAAUACCACUUUUGAUAUCGUGCGGCACAGUUUUGUCCAGUUUUAACGAGAAAUGUAACUCGUGACUCCGAAUCCAGUAUUGGGUCAUGAAUUGUAACGUCGAAGGUCGCGAAAAACAAGGGAAAAAAUAAAAAAUUGAUCUGGAAAGUGGAAAUCGGGGUUCAAUCAAAGAGUUGGGAAGCUCAAAAAGUAGUACCCGGAAGGUAUCUUUCAUCAUCUUUUCCUGUACUCUACUACUGUUCUACGUAAUUCUGUGGGUCGUUUGAAAACCAAAUUUCGAAAUUUACUUUGUAGUCAGCCAUGGUGACAAGAACAAAUAACAGUACGGCAAGAGAACACCAUCCUCGGCAGCUGAGCGUGAUUUUGUAUCCAUCCAUUUUUUAUGAAGUCUGGUGCGAAUUCAGAAUGGUUUUAAUCGGCUAGAUGAAACCAGUCCAACCAUGCUAAAUCGCAAUCGAAGUGAGGAAACCAUUUUUGUGAUUUUUGUUUGUACCUUCGAUUGAUACAACGCAGCCAUGAAAAGUGGUCUGGUCGAAAACCAAGUAAGAUCAAGAAAAAGGUUCAAAUUACUCUAAAAAAAGGUUUCCAGCGCGAUUUUCGAUAAGAUUCUUUUAAGGUGUUUCGUCGAAAGUAAAAAUGCUCAUAAAAAAUGAAAGCAAUGCAUUUGCGAUCCCAGUUGCAGUCGUUCAAGAAUUGUUAUUUGUUUUGAAUCAGCAGCUACACAUCGCCUAAGUACUGUAUAUAGUAAACGAUCAAAACAUGGAGGCGAUUAAGCAAUCUUCUUUCAGGACAAUGAAGCUGUUCGUGUUGAUCGUUUUGGCGUUUAUCGUCCUUUCCAAUUUCCCCUACACUGCCGCAGAGGGUAACUUCACAAACAUUUACGCUACAACGUGCCAACCUGGUUCUUUUAGUGUGGUCAUCGAGAGCAUCUCCAACUGCCAACCAUGUCCUCCGGGUACCUACUCUGACUAUCCUGGAGCAGAAUAUUGCAAAACGUGCCUCGACACUAUCUACAACGGAGAGGGCGCCGAUUCGGUUGAGAUGCUGAGCGGUCAAUUGUAUUGCAUCAAUACAGAAACACUCUACUGGGACGACGAAGUUCCAAGUGAAUAUACCAUCACAGGAUAUCCCACUAGCCUUCAGGUUGCUGUACCGCCCCCUUCCGCGGCGCCGUCUCUUAUGCCAUCCUCGACACCGUCGAACCUCCCUUCCGUUAUGCCUUCUGCCAUGCCUUUUUUAACGUCAGUCUCGAUCAAAGGUGAUUCAAUGGCAUCAUUUCCCUGUAACAAUACAGGCAACAAUGCAGGUACUUUUGAGUGGUAUGGUCGUUGCCAAGAGUGUCCGGCACGCCACGAAACAAUUUUGUUUCCCUUCUUGGUAGUAACUCUUUUAGCUCUGCUCGUGAUCUUGCUCGAGUAUUUGCUACCUUCAUGUUGCACCGCUCUUGUCUGGUGGGGCAUCGAGUAUCUCCAGAUGAUUUACUUCAUUGGAAUUUUGUCCAUUCAAUGGUCUCCGAUCGCAGAAUUCGUUUUUGUAAGAUUGCUCCCGGUUUUCGCUUUGGAUCUCAAUGCGUCCUUCAGUCUACAAUGCGUGAUCGGCAAGAAUUGGCCUCAACAGGAAUCUGCCGAUCAUUUGUUUAUACUAUCAUUGCCGUUAUUGGUCGCAAUUCUCUUGACAUUCAUCUCCAAGAUUUCAAGCAGUCGGUGCAUUCGAGACGAAUCUGUUUCUAGAUGGAUGACUCUUAUCCUGCACAUGGGAUACUUAAAAUUAGUCCUCACUUCUCUCCAGAUUAUUCACCUUCCUGAAUCAUGGACAGCAGAUGUGUUAUCCUCCUGGACGAAAUCCGAUCCUUUCUAUGCCACCAUGUGUGGACUUGCUGGUCUCUUAUUUUACGGUGGGGCAUUCCCAUUAUGGCUUGUUCAGAGUAUUUCACAUUUCCACCGUUUGAACCUUGCUCUUGUAAGAGAUGAUACACCAGACGAUACCUUUAUUGGAAACGACGAAGAACGAAGUGCAGAGAUAAAAAGACAACAAAUUAUUAAGAGAAAGCAAACCAGGAGAAAGAAGGAACUCUUUCAGACUAUUGGAAUCCUACCAAUUAUUCUCGGUCCCAAAGCCUGGUGGUGGCCUGGAUUUUGGAUGCUUCGAAAAAUGUUGUUUUCUGUCUUGUUGGUCCUCUUUCCAGAUAAACCAGUUUUGUUGCUGAUUAUUUUUCUACUGGUCCAUUUUUUGAGUGUUAUUAUUCAGCAAUGCACCUUACCUUUGGUUCAUGAAGAUCAGGACCAAGCCAAGGACGAUAAGAAGAAAUGGUGCCACGUUGCAACUGUAGAUACAGUAUUGCAGUUUUGCUUGGCAGCCAUGCUUGGUGUGGCAUUCUUCUCGCUGUGGUCGACCGCAGACAAUGGGAGCACAAGGUCUUCUUUUCAAAAACACACGGAAGGUAGUAUGGUGCUAUCUAUUUUGUUGAUAAGCUUAAUUUAUCUUACUCUGGCUAUUGGUGUCUGCUGUGCCCGAUCUGAUCCUCGAUUUAAGUCUGUCGCAUCUCAGAUAGUUUUCAACACUACCAAAAAUGACAACAACACGUCUACGUCCGGGAGCAAUGACCCAUCCCGUACAGAGUUCUGUACUGAGCUGUCCUUUAAACGAUCCUUUUCGACAGAGUCCUCUUCUUCCCAGGACUCGAACAACGACAUUGUAUUUUUUGGAGGAAGUCAACGGGGUAUGAAUUCAAACCUAAUCGAUGAAGAAUAUGCCGAUGAGUUCCAGGAUGGUACCGUGAAUGAUGGGGUCAUUAUGUCGGCAUCAUACUUGGUUGAGGAGAUUGACGAAAACGGACGAGAAAGAUUGGGAAAUAAACAGAAACAAGAAAAAGAAAGCCCCAAAAUAUUCCGCAGUGAUCCUUCUGUUUCAAAAAUUGACGAAGAAGAUGAUACUACGACAGUUUAUGAAGAGAUUUGGGUUGACGAAGAGACAGGGAACGAGAUCUCUGCUGCUGACCAGGGCAAUUGGGUGGAUACCGAAACUGGUUCACUAGUAGUUCCCCUUGGCUAAGUCGAUCUGGAUAUGAGAAGCACUCUAUAAUUCUAUAUGU